AUGCCGACGAGCCUAAGAAAGGAAUUAGAGAGUGGAGGAGUGGCCUAUCCUGCAAUACUGAGCAUCAGUUUAGAUGUAGCCUGUGCUCUCAAUUACCUUCAUCUCUUCAAGCCUCAUCCUAUACUACAUAGAGAUGUCAGCAGUGCUAAUGUACUCCUUCAACUAAUGGAAGGUGGCAAUAGAUGGAGAGCUAAAGUAUCAGAUUAUGGUACAGUUAGCCUUCAACCUCUUACAAGCACACGCAAUCCUGGUAAUCCUGUCUAUUCAGCUCCAGAAUCGUUCAAUCCAAGGGAACAUUCUCCAGCAAUGGAUGUCUUCAGUUAUGGUGUCCUCCUUAUAGAGAUGGUCGUUUGCCAGUUUCCAGACGUAGGAAAGAGAGUGGCUCAGAUUAAAGCUAUCAAGAGGCCGACAUUGAAGAAUCUCAUUGAACGUUGUCUGAUAGAGAACUACAAAGAUCGUCCAACAAUGUCUGACAUUAUAAAAGAAUUGAAUGAAAGCAUUUAG
Molecule: messenger RNA, 504 nt
Organism: Amphimedon queenslandica
Lineage: Eukaryota; Metazoa; Porifera; Demospongiae; Haplosclerida; Niphatidae
Product: calmodulin-binding receptor-like cytoplasmic kinase 2
Exons: 1
Coding region: 1-504 (167 amino acids)
Biological process (GO): necroptotic signaling pathway; protein phosphorylation
Molecular function (GO): protein kinase activity; ATP binding
Source: RefSeq, a predicted model, not a curated record